This is a messenger RNA of Solanum dulcamara, 5665 nucleotides long. Its product is annotated as ATP-dependent RNA helicase DEAH12, chloroplastic-like. NCBI's taxonomy places the organism in Eukaryota, Viridiplantae, Streptophyta, Magnoliopsida, Solanales, Solanaceae. Bases 121 to 5319 code for a protein of 1732 amino acids. The transcript has 3 exons. The record is from RefSeq and is a predicted model, not a curated record. Gene Ontology annotation, biological process: spliceosomal complex disassembly. Gene Ontology annotation, molecular function: RNA binding; ATP binding; zinc ion binding. Gene Ontology annotation, cellular component: intracellular anatomical structure; catalytic step 2 spliceosome.
UCAACUUGUGCCAACUGCAAAAACCCUUCAUUAAAAGUUUAAAACCCUCUUUUUAAAUGGUUACGUUUUUGCUAGAAACUUCUUUCACUGACUGUACUCUGUAAACCCUUUUACCGUAAAAUGCAUGAUUCUUCCUCCUACAAUCGCCGGUUCCCGGCACCGGCGAUGUAUCACCAGCACAGUUAUCGUCCGUCAAAUAACCGGCCAUGUCGUCCUGGUUAUUAUUCUUCGAGUUACGAGCUUGAUCGGCCGCCGGGACAUUCGCACAAGUCGCCGAAUUUCGUAAUCCAGCUUCGUUCCGGUAACCGGAGAAUCAACCGGUACGCAUUAGAUGCUUUAAUUGAGAAAUUACCGUUUGCCCCACGAAGUUCGUUUGUUUUUAGCAAAGGGUUCCUUUCUGGGUCACUGUCGUAUGAUCAAUGGAGCGAAACGCUUGAAGUGAUUGUGGAAUUAUGGAGAAUGAGGCUUGCAGGCAGCCAUUCGCUUACUCCAUGGGUUAAACGAAACGUUGAGGUUCCAUCUGAUGAGGAUGAAUUGAAGGGUAGGGUAAAAAUGGUAUUUUUGGAGGAGUUGAAAAUGUUGUUAGUAGAGGGUGAAUUGUUACAAAAGCGGAAGAAGAAAUUGGAAUUGUUGCGUGAUGAAAUUACUGAAUUGUCGAGAUUACUGAAGAACAGGAAUAAUUUGAGGGUGUGUAAUGAGUUUCUGAAGAAAAGGGAAGGUCUUGAGAAGGAGAGUGAUUUGAUAAGGAAGAGGAUAGAGGAGUUUAAAACAGGAAUUGAAUGUAUUAUUCGACAUUUGGAGGAGACGGGUUUUGAGGAGGAGGAGGAGGGUUCAAGGGUGUUUAAGAUUGGGAUAGAGUUUGAUUGGAGUAAAAUUCAUUGUUUGAUGAAGAGGGAGUGUCGUAGGCUUGAUGAUGGCUUGCCAAUUUUCGCUUUCCGGCAGCAGAUACUGAGGCAAAUACAUCAUCAACAGGUGACUGUCUUAAUUGGUGAGACUGGAUCAGGAAAAAGUACUCAAUUGGUUCAAUUCCUUGCUGAUUGCGGGGUAACUGGUAAUGGGUCUAUAGUUUGCACUCAACCUCGGAAACUUGCAGCGAAUUCUUUGGCACAAAGGGUGAAACAGGAAAGUGAAGGGUGUUACGAAGAUACCUCUGUCAUCUGCUAUCCGUCAUAUUCAUCUGGUCAUAAGUUUGAUUCAAAGGUAGUAUUUAUGACGGAUCAUUGCCUUCUACAGCACUAUAUGGUCGAUAAGACUUUGUCCAAGAUUUCAUGUAUCAUAGUUGAUGAGGCACAUGAAAGAAGCCUAAACACUGAUCUACUUUUAGCAUUGAUAAAGAAUCUUCUCCUUCAGAGGCUAGAUCUGAGGCUAGUUAUUAUGUCUGCCACAGCUGAUGCAGCCCAGCUUACGGAUUACUUCUUUGGCUGUGGAACAUUCCACGUGGCUGGUAGAACUUUUCCGGUUGAUAUUGAGUAUGUUCCCUGUGAAUCCACUGGAUGUCUUGGUGUUGGCCCAAUCUCGUCCUAUGUGUAUGAUGUUGUCAAGAUGGUGACUGAAAUCCAUGAAACCGAGGGAGAGGGAAUAAUUCUUGCUUUCUUGACUUCUCAGAUUGAAGUUGAGUGGGCUUGUGAGAAGUUUCAAACAUUGUCAGCCAUUGCUUUACCUUUACAUGGCAAACUAUCCUAUGAAGAGCAGCAUAGAGUUUUUCUCAGCUUUCCGGGAAAGAGAAAGGUAAUAUUCACUACAAAUGUUGCUGAGACAUCAUUGACAAUUCCAGGGGUUAAAUAUGUUGUUGAUUCUGGCAUGGUCAAAGAAAGCAGGUUUGAGCCUGGCACUUGCAUGAGUAUUCUCAGGAUAUGCAAUGUCAGCCAGAGCUCAGCUAAGCAGCGGGCUGGCCGUGCUGGGAGAACUGAACCAGGAAGAUGCUAUAGACUGUACUCAGAAAGUGAUUUUGAAGGUAUGUCUCAUCAUCAGGAACCUGAAAUUCGCAAGGUUCAUCUUGGUGUUGCAGUGCUGAGGAUUCUUGCCCUGGGCAUCAAGAAUGUGCAGGAUUUUGAUUUUGUUGACGCACCUAGCCCUAAAGCUAUUGAGAUGGCCACCAGAAAUCUGGUACAGUUAGGAGCUGUUGGGCUAAAAGAUAAUGCUUAUGAAUUAACUAUAGAAGGACACAAAAUAAUCAAGUUGGGUAUUGAACCUCGGUUAGGCAAAUUGAUCCUCAGUUGUUUUAAUCAACAUUUGGGUAGAGAAGGUGUUGUUCUGGCUGCUGUUAUGGCUAAUUCCAGCAGCAUCUUUUGUAGGGUUGGUUCCGAAGGAGACAAGCUAAAAUCUGAUUGCUUGAAGGUGCAAUUUUGCCAUCCAAAUGGUGAUCUCUUCACUUUACUUUCUGUAUAUAGGGAAUGGGAGGCUGUGCCUAAGGAAGGGAAGAAUGCCUGGUGUUGGGAUAAUAGCAUCAAUGCCAAAUCCAUGAGAAGAUGCCAGGAGACUGUGCAAGAACUGGAAGCUUGCCUCAAGAGCGAACUUAAUAUCAUUAUUGCAAGCUACUGGCGUUGGGAUCCUCAGGUGCAUACCGAGCAUGAUGAAACUUUGAAAAGUAUAAUACUUUCUUCACUUGCAGAGAAUGUUGCUAUGUAUUCUGGAUAUGAUCAACUAGGUUAUGAAGUUCCACUCAGUGGGAAGUACAUCCAACUACAUCCAUCCUGUUCGCUGUUAAAUUUUGAUCGACGACCAACCUGGGUAGUUUUUGGUGAAAUCCUUUCUGCAGCUAAUGAGUAUCUGGUCUGUGUUACUGCAUUUGAGUUUAGUCAUCUUUCUGCUCUUAGUCCUUCCCCAUUGUUUAAUUUUCUGGAGAUGGAUGCCCAAAAGCUGGAAAAGAAAGUUUUGACAGGUUUCGGGAGCAUGCUAUUGAAAAGAUUCUGUGGAAAAUCCAACAGUAGUAUCAAUAACCUUGUUUCACGCAUUAGAACUAAAUAUAUGGAUGAGAGGAUUGGCAUUCAAGUUAAUGUUGAUAAGAAUGAGGUUUUGUUAUAUGCUUCAUCCAGUGACAUGGAGAAUGUUUUGGGCCAAGUGAAUGAUGCACUAGAGUAUGAAAGCAAGUUGUUGCAGAAUGAAUGCUUGGAGAAAUGUCUAUUCAGUGGUGGAUCGGCUGCAUCGGCCUCAGUAGUCCUCUUUGGAGCUGGUGCAAUUGUUAAACAUUUGGAGCUUAAGAAGAGAAUCUUGGCUGUUGACAUAUUUCAUUCAAAUACAAAAGCAGUUGAUGAUAAGGAACUGCUGAUGUUUUUGGAGAGAAACACAUCAGGUGAUAUUUGUGCAGUGCACAAGUCCUCAGGUACUGGCCACAACAAUGAGGAGAACAGAUGGGGAAGGGUAACAUUUCUUUCCCCUGAUGCUGCUAAACAAGCUAUGUUGUUGAAUCAGGUAGAAUGUAGUGGUGGCUUUCUAAAAGUUAUUCCUUCGAGGUGUGUAUUUUCUAAUGAUCAAAAGCAGUUCUCCUCUGUCCUCAGAGCUAGAGUAAAUUGGCCUCGUAGAUGCUGUAACGGUGUAGCUAUUGUAAAAUGUGAGCCAAAUGAUGUUGGUUUUAUGGUAAAAGAUUUCUCUUUUGUAAUGAUAGGUGGAAACACUAUCCGUUCAAAGCUAAGCAAUAAGUGCUCUGAUAGCAUAGUAAUAUCAGGACUUAAUACCGAUCUUUCUGAGACAGAGGUACUUGAGGUUUUGAGUGGAGCAACAGAUGGGAAAAUUCUGGAUUUUUUCUUUGUAAGAGGAAGUGCUGUGGAAAAUCCUCCAGUUGCAGCUUGUGAAGAAGCACUUAGGAGAGAAAUAUCCCCCUUCAUGCCUAAAAAAACACCUUUUUUCCAGUCUAUUCGUGUUCAGGUCUUCCAACCAGAACCAAAGGACACUUACAUGCGAGCGUCUAUCAUGUUUGAUGGAAGGCUUCAUCUUGAAGCAGCUCAGGCUUUGGAUCAUAUUGAUGGCAAGGUUUUAUCUGGAUGUCUUCCCUGGCAGAAGAUAAGAUGUCAGCAACAGUUUCAGAGUUCGGUUUCCUGUCCUGCACCAGUUUACCAUGUUAUUAGGAACCAGCUGGAUUCUUUAAUUGCAUGCCUCCAGCGAAGAAAUGGUGUGGAGUGCAAUCUGGAGAGAAAUGAGAAUGGUUCUUAUAGGGUUAAAAUAUCUGCAAGUGCUACAAAGAUUGUGGCAGAAUUGAGAAGGCCAUUGGAGCAACUGAUGAAAGGCAAGAUUGUGGAUCAUGUGGGAAUUUCUCCAACUGUUGUUCAACUUCUAUUUUCUAGGGAAGGGACUAAUAUCAUGAAGAUGGUUCAGCAGGAAACGGGAACCUAUAUUCUUUUUGACAGGCAUAGCCUUUCUGUGAAAAUCUUUGGUUCCUCCGACAAGAUUGAUAUGGCUGAGCGGAAGUUUGUUAACUCCCUUCUGGCACUACAUGAAAGCAAGCAACUUGAAGUGCAUCUUCGUGGAGGACUUUUGCCUCUUGACCUGAUGAAAAGAGUUGUUCAGAGUUUUGGACCAGAUCUUAGGGGUCUCAAACUAAAGGUGCCCGAUGCAGAAUUCUCUCUGAACACCAAGCGCCAUUGCAUCUCAAUCAAAGGUACCAAAGACAUGAAGCAAAAAGUUGAGGAGAUAAUUUCUGAAAUUGCUCAAAGCGGUCUUCCAAGUCAAAUGAUGGACGAUGAGACUGACUGCCCCAUUUGCUUGUGUGAACUGGAGGAUGCGUACAGACUUGAAGGUUGUUCCCACACCUUCUGUCAGUCGUGCUUGCUGGAGCAGUGCGAGUCUGCAAUCAGAAGCCGUGAAGGUUUCCCGCUAUGCUGUAUGCAUAAAGGUUGUGGGGCACAUAUUCUAGUUUCUGAUUUGAGGUCUCUGUUGUCGAGUGAUAAGUUGGAGGAACUUUUCAGGGCUUCUUUGGGGGCAUUUGUAGCAGCAAGUGGAGGUCGCUACCGGUUUUGCCCUACCCCCGACUGCCCUUCACUUUAUCAUGUUACCGAAUCAGGAGAAGUUGGUGCACCUUUUGUCUGUGGUGCAUGUUAUGUGGAGACGUGUACUAGUUGCCACCUAGAGUAUCACCCCUACAUCUCAUGCGAGAAGUACAAGGUGUUCAAGGACGACCCAGAUUUCUCUCUAAAGGAAUGGGCCAAGGGGAAAGAGAAUGUGAAGAAAUGUCCUGUUUGCGGGUUCACGAUAGAAAAGGUGGAUGGCUGCAAUCAUAUCGAGUGCAAGUGCGGAAAACAUGUCUGCUGGGUUUGUUUGGUAUUCUUCAGCAGCAGCGACGAUUGCUAUAGCCAUUUGAGGUCUAUUCACCAGGCCAUUAUAUGAGGUACAGAGAAUUCUAAUUGUGUAUAUAUUCCUGGAGCUUUGAAUCUAUCUAAACAUAUAUAUGUAUAAUAGUAAGCCAACUAUAUAUUCUCCCAUGUAAGUAUGUAUAUAGAUUUCAGUAAUUAUGUGUUCAUAACUUUUACUUUCUUUUGAAUUAACUGGUGUCAUUGAGCCGAGGGUCUCCAGGAAAUAGCCGUCCUACCUUGGUAGGAGUAAGGUCUGCGUACACUCUACCCUCCCCAGACCCCACGUAGUGGGAUUUCAGUGGGUUGUUGUUGUUGUUGUUGUAUUGAUAAGCUAGUUACCUCAAAUAAUUCUUUGAUUGUUCUUUUAGAGUUGAUUGCCU